Halichondria panicea is the source of this 1798-nucleotide messenger RNA. Its product is annotated as AP2-associated protein kinase 1-like. The coding region runs from base 176 to 1648 and encodes 490 amino acids. Gene Ontology annotation, cellular component: cytoplasm. Gene Ontology annotation, molecular function: protein serine/threonine kinase activity; AP-2 adaptor complex binding; ATP binding. Lineage: Eukaryota; Metazoa; Porifera; Demospongiae; Suberitida; Halichondriidae. The record is from RefSeq and is a predicted model, not a curated record. Gene Ontology annotation, biological process: regulation of clathrin-dependent endocytosis; positive regulation of Notch signaling pathway; protein phosphorylation. The transcript has 10 exons.
GUGAUGACCACAAGACCCCCCCUGACCUUUUUAUAAAUACUGUACACAAAGAAGCUUAUUUUUCCUGUGGGUGUCGAGCUAGUGUACAUGUUGUCUAGCUAGUUUAUAUUUAUUUACUGCCUCGUUGAGUGCACGGCCUGUCUGUCUAUUCAAAACACUCAGAGUUUCUGUUGACAUGUUGAAGUGGUUGGCUGGUAGCAGUGGUAAUGGUGGUAACGGUGGUAACGGCUCUACUAUGAUUGGACGUGUGUAUCGUAUCAACGAACAUCAGGUUGUGGUCGAGGAUAUACUAGCAGAAGGUGGCUUUGCUGUCGUCUUUGUGGUCAGAGCCAGUAAUGGACGCAAGCUAGCUCUGAAGAGACUGGCAGUGAACAAUGAUGCUGACCUCUACCUCACCAAACAAGAGAUUGCUGUCACCAAGGCUCUGUCUGAUUGCUCGUAUUCUGUGACAUACAUUUCAUCCAUUACUAAGCAGAUAUCCAGUGAUGUGCACGAGGUCCUCAUACUAAUGGAGUUAUAUACAGGUACUUCGGUGAUAGAUUUGCUGAAUCAACGAUUAUCAGCGGGCACUCAACUGAGACAACGUGAAGUGUUGCAUAUCUUCUCUAAUGUUUCCAAGGCUGUUGCUAGGCUACACCAUCGGACAAAACCCAUCAUACAUCGUGACCUCAAGAUUGAGAACAUACUCCAUGACUCUGUGCACGACACAUACAUACUCUGUGACUAUGGAAGCUGUUCCCUCAAGAGCAUGCACCCCGAGGAGAUGGGGGCCACGGAAUGUUCUGAUGAGAUCUCACGCUUCACCACAAUGCCUUAUCGAUCUCCAGAGAUGGUCUCCGUAUAUUCUGGCAAAACCAUCACCACCAAAUCUGACAUCUGGGCACUGGGCGUACUACUGUUUAAGCUGUGCUUCAUGGAUACUCCAUUUGGUGACAACCCUCUAGCCAUAGUCAGUGCUCAGUACAGCAUUCCUGAAGGCUCUCCUUACACACAAGACCUGCACAACUUGAUAGCUUACUUGUUGACCUCUGACCCUGAGCUGCGUCCCAGUAUCUGGCAAGUGUGUGAGGUGGUGUCCAGGAUCACAGGAACCACCAACCAUGUCACUAAUGUCUUUCGUUCCCCUGGUCCACCCAAUCCCCUCCCUUCUCCGAAAAAAACUCGUCCUGUUGCUAAGAAACCAACAAACCAAUCAAAACCAUCCGUGACUAUCACCCCCAUCAACGCUACGAGGGCUAUUGCCACAGCGGUUACCACGACAACCAUUUCAUCUCGAGAUCGACCUCGCGGAAGAGGUAGCGGGUCUAAGUCGCCACGGCAACAACGAGUAUCGAACCUGAAGCCGUCCAAUCAGAAUGCAGGAUUCCAUAAGAGCGUAGACAGUGGACUGGAUGCUUUUGGUCAUGUCCCGUUCACUCCACAAAGAAUAGGAUCAGAGACCAACCUGACCACAGUGACUGGCAGUCCAUUUCCUACAGAUGACUUUGGUAGCACUUCAUUUGAUGGACGUUCCUCUACCCCGCCCACUCAUAAUACUGCUGACAAUGCAAGACGAGAUUUGUUUGGAGCACCCCCCUUUGGAGAGGGUUCAAAGGUUACGAAGACAAUGACAGCUGUAGAUCAAUUUGGAGCAGUUCCUUUUAGCUGAAUUUUAAUAUUUAUUUUUCCGUGCGUUUAGUAUUAUUAUAAGUGUUGUUUUGUGUGUAGUAGGAUCACAUGACUAGACUAUUAACUGUGUCUGUGUGCAUAUUAUAAUGGAUUUUUAUAGUGCUUUUACUUCAUAAUUAUGCAAUUUUAA